Molecule: messenger RNA, 3015 nt
Organism: Aspergillus thermomutatus
Lineage: Eukaryota; Fungi; Ascomycota; Eurotiomycetes; Eurotiales; Aspergillaceae
Product: putative UDP-glucose,sterol transferase
Exons: 4
Coding region: 1-3015 (1004 amino acids)
Biological process (GO): carbohydrate metabolic process
Molecular function (GO): hexosyltransferase activity; UDP-glycosyltransferase activity
Source: RefSeq, a predicted model, not a curated record
AUGCCCCGACAACAAUCUACAGGUGGCAAUGGCAUUACAACGGCCGACUGGCCCCAAGAGGCCCUCAGCGACACAACCUCGGGCGACGGUCGUCGCACGUCCAUCCUGGAACAUGGGAUGAACACGGGUGUACGAGUAAUGGCUGACGGACGACUCGACAUCCGGUUUCGCGGCCAAAAAACCAGCCUCACAAACCUCCUCCAACACCUGGAAAAGCCAAUCAGACCGACCCCGGAAGAGGUGCGAAGGGCAUCCCUUCCACAGCCCUCCAUCAAGAAACCCGAGACCUUCCCCCUCCACCUCAACAUCGUCAUCCAAGUCGUCGGAUCGCGCGGCGACGUACAGCCCUUCGUCGCACUCGGCAUGGCCCUCAAAGAACGCGGCCAUCGCGUCCGACUCGCGACCCACCUCGCCUUCCGCGACUUCGUCCAGGACCAUGACCUCGAAUUCUUCAACAUUGGCGGCGAUCCCGCCGAGCUCAUGGCGUUCAUGGUGAAGAACCCCGGUCUGAUCCCAAAGAUGAAAACGUUGCGCAGCGGGGCGAUCCGGCGCCGGCGGAGGGAGAUGGCAGCGAUAUUCUCCGGGUGUUGGCGGUCCUGUUUCGAGACCGGCGAUGGGACGGGACUGCACCACGUCCCCGAUGAUCCGUGGAGCGAGGCGGUGGACUACCGCCAGCAGCCGUUCGUGGCCGACGCCAUCAUCGCCAACCCGCCGAGUUUUGCGCAUCUCAGCUGCGCGGAGAAAUUGGGCGUGCCGUUGAUACUCAUGUUCACGAUGCCCUGGUCGGCAACCCAGGCCUUUCCGCAUCCGCUGGCCAACGUGCGUCCCACGAAUACUAAACCGUCUGUCGCGAAUUUCGCCUCGUAUGCGGUUGUCGAGAUGAUGCUCUAUGAGGGAUUGGGGGACCUGUUAAACAAAUUCCGCAAGCGAGAGUUGGGGCUUGACCCGUUGGACGCCAUUCGCGCGCCAGGUAUCGCGCAUAAACUCCGCAUUCCCUUCACCUAUCUCUGGUCACCGGCUCUGCUCCCCAAACCAGCCGACUGGCUAACCAAUAUCGACGUCUGUGGCUUCAGCAUGCUGUCUGCUCCUAGCAGCUUCACGCCGCCCGACGACCUGAUCAGGUUCCUGGAAGACGGUCCCCCGCCCAUCUAUGUCGGCUUCGGCUCCAUCGUCGUCGAUAGCCCUACCAAACUAACCAAGAUUGUCUUUGAAGCGAUCGUCAAAACCGGCCAGCGCGCACUAGUUAAUAAAGGCUGGGGCAACAUCGGUGCGGGGGAAGCCGAAAUCCCAGAGAACGUGUUCAUGGUCGGCAGCUAUCCGCACGACUGGCUAUUCAAGCACGUCUCAUGCGUGGUCCAUCACGGUGGAGCAGGAACAACAGCAGCAGGGCUCGCGCUUGGCCGACCAACGAUAAUCAUCCCUUUCUUCGGCGACCAGCCCUUCUGGGGGUCGAUUGUAUAUAGGGCCGGUGCGGGACCGGCGCCGAUUCCAUAUAAAAGGCUCAACGCGGAGAAACUCGCGGACGCGAUCAACAAGGCGCUCGGGCCUGAGAUGCAGGAGAAAGCGGGCGAGAUCGGGGAGAAGAUGAGACAGGAGAAUGGAGUCAGGUGCGCCGUAGCCAGUUUCCAUCGGCACCUGGAUCUGGAGGCGCUGCGAUGCUCGAUCUGUCCGCAGCGCCCGGCCGUAUGGUGGGUGCGCCACUCGCAUAUCAAGCUGAGCGCCUUUGCGGCGUCUGUGCUCGUCGAGGCCGGGUUGAUCAAGCCGCAAAAUGUCGUCCUGUACCGGUCGAAAGAAUACGAUACAAACCGCGACCCGCGAGGUCCCAUCUCCGCGGGCGCAGAGGUGCUCUAUGGCAUCGUGUCGGACUUUGUAACGGGUCUCGCGACUGCACCGGCUGAGGUUGUCGAGGCGAUCUCGCGCCAUCACCAUCACCACAAGAAGCAUGGGUGGCGUCACCGUCACGACGACGACUGGGAGGUCAACUGCGACUGUGCGGCACGUAAAGGGAGGACGCCGAAGUCCAUGGACGGCAUUCCCCCGGAGGACCGGGUGCGAUCGCAGCUGGGCUCGGUGGCAAGUAUGCGGCGAUCGGAGGCUGAUUUCCAGUUAUCGAGUCCUUCCGGUGACAUGGAUGAGCCCACGGACGCCGACGAGGAGGAGGAGGAGGAGGAGGAGGAGGAGGAAGUUGAUGAUGAUAGUGCGAGUUUUAUCUCUGCUCCGGAUGGCAUGUCGAGGGAUAGCGUCCCGGAGCGAAGAAAUCGAAUAUCGGACCAGUCCACGGUUCAAUCGGAUACCUCAGACACGCAUGUAGAGAGCGAAGGGGACAGUGGCGAACAGGACCUUGAAAGAACGAUCAGCCGACGGGCAACAAGGGAGGCGCAGGGAGGCGUUCAUGUGGUGCUAGCAGAGACAGGCUAUCACAGCAAACGGUUUGGAAAGCGACUGUUGAACUGGGUUAUCACGAUACCUACCGAUGUGACCCUGACUCUGUCCAAGGGUUUCCACAAUGCGCCAAAGCUGUACCACGACAGUACGGUGGCCGAAAUCCCGACAGUCAUGGGGCUGCGGGGUGGGUUUCGAGCCGCUGGAAAGGAAUUCACCCAAGAAUUCUACCAAGGCUUCACCGGACUCGUCACACAGCCCGCAGACGGCCUGGAGAGAUCCGGCUCAAUCGGCCUCCUGAAAGGCAUUGGCAAAGGUCUUGGGGGAGUCAUCCUCAAGCCCGCAGCAGGUGUGACCAUCCUUUCUCCCUCGGACUACUUCGUACUGACGAUGUUAGGACUCUGGGGCUUAGCAGGUUAUCCCCUCGACGGCCUCCACAAGAGCCUACGCAACUCUCUAGCAAGAAGCAAAAUCAAGGAGAUUCUGACCUCGCGAAUACAGCAAGGGAUCGAUGAGAUGUGUGCGUCUUCACCCGAUGAACGCGCCAUAGUGAUGCGGCGAUGGAGGGAGUUGCAGAAGACGCAUGGGCCGAGAGCGAACGGAAGCGAGAACGGGAAUGGUCAUGCAGAAUGA